GCUUUGUGCUACUUGACCAUUAUGGCACCAAGAAGCCCCCUGUACAUGAGAAGCACCUUUCUCCUCAGUUCAAGAUGUGGGAUGAUUCAAUUGUCAAUAGAUAUCUUCAAAUAUACUUCAUCUAGACUUCUUAGUGUAAAGUGUAAUGAUGCUGGUCAUGCGUCUUUGGAGAAGGAAGUACUAUUGAGGAACUUAAUUACUAUGGGAGUAGAUGUUGACAUGGCGAAGAAACGCCAGCCUGGGGUUUUUAAUAGGAUGGUUACCAAUGAGCAGGGACUGAAGAGGUUCCUUCUGUCCAAAGGAGCUAACAAAGAAGUGAUCGCCAGCAUCAUAUCACGAUAUCCACGAGCCAUAACACGCUCACUUGAAAGUCUUAACACACGAUGGAAUCUGUGGAGAAAGAUACUAUCAUCAGAUCUUGAAAUUGUGAAUAUUUUGGAACGUUCUCCAGAAUCCUUUUUUCGAUCCAAUAAUAACGAAAACUUAGAGAAUAAUAUAAAGUACCUCUACUCGGUUGGAUUAACACAUAAAUGCCUUUCUCGCUUGUUGACCAAUGCGCCACGCACCUUCUCCAAUAGCCUUGAUCUGAAUAGACAGAUGAUUGAACUUUUACAUGAAGUCUGUUUGACCUUGGGCCACAAAGAUCCUGCAGAUUUUGUCCGAAAGAUAAUUUUUAAAAAUCCUUUUCUCUUAAUUCAGAGCACCAAACGGGUAAAAGCCAAUGUUGAGUUUUUACAGUCAGCUUUUAACUUGAGCAAUGAGGAGCUGCUGGCUCUGAUAGGUGGCCCAGGAUCUGAAAUCCUAGACCUUUCCAAUUACUAUGCUAAAAGAAACUACACGAAUGUCAAAGAGAAGCUGUUUUCUCUUGGGUGUUCUGAGAAACAGGUACAGAAGUUUGUUUUAAGCUUUCCAUCUGCAAUAUUCAUGGCAGAGAAGAAGUUUAAUGACAAAAUAGACUACCUUAUACAAGAAAAAAUUAGCAUUUUGCAAAUUAUUGAAAAUCCUCGGGUUCUGGAUUCAAGCUUAACUACUUUGAAAAGUAGAAUCAAAGAAUUGAUAAAUUCUGGGUAUGAUUUGAGUACAUCCAAUAUUACUCUUCUGUCUUGGAGUCUAAAAAGAUACAAAGCUAAAUUGAAAAAAUUAAAUGAGAAUGAAAAAGAUCUUUAG
Molecule: messenger RNA, 1167 nt
Organism: Elephantulus edwardii (Cape elephant shrew)
Lineage: Eukaryota; Metazoa; Chordata; Mammalia; Macroscelidea; Macroscelididae
Gene: MTERF1
Product: mitochondrial transcription termination factor
Exons: 1
Coding region: 22-1167 (381 amino acids)
Biological process (GO): termination of mitochondrial transcription; regulation of DNA-templated transcription
Cellular component (GO): mitochondrial matrix
Molecular function (GO): double-stranded DNA binding
Source: RefSeq, a predicted model, not a curated record